GCGGUUGGUCCUGUGCUACUCGGCAACUUCUUCGCUUGGACGAGAGACAGAAAGAUAGACAGAGAGAGCGAGAGCGGAGGGCUGUCUGACGAAGGCUUUGAUUGAGGUGUCUGCUUCGGGUGAGGUGCGGUGCGACUUGCCGCUUGCGACCCGAGCACCAUGGGGAAGAAGUGCACGUAUCCCGCCGGGUGUCCCAAGCAAGCGUUGUUUGGCAUGCCUGGAAGCAAGAAGCGUGAGCACAUUUUUGGGCCGUCAUGA
Messenger RNA from Ectocarpus sp. CCAP 1310/34, 258 nucleotides. The record is from the annotation of a GenBank genome assembly. Lineage: Eukaryota; Phaeophyceae; Ectocarpales; Ectocarpaceae.